Messenger RNA from Pseudovirgaria hyperparasitica, 1751 nucleotides. Its product is annotated as Bystin-domain-containing protein. Lineage: Eukaryota; Fungi; Ascomycota; Dothideomycetes; Acrospermales; Acrospermaceae. Gene Ontology annotation, biological process: rRNA processing. Gene Ontology annotation, molecular function: snoRNA binding. The annotation marks the transcript as partial. Gene Ontology annotation, cellular component: cytoplasm; preribosome, small subunit precursor; nucleolus. The record is from RefSeq and is a predicted model, not a curated record. The transcript has a single exon.
UUUUUGCCCGCAUUCAAGCAUUCAUUCUCACUAGAAGAUCAGAAUUUAAUCUAGCAGGCGCAACACUGACUUAAUACUUGCACAACACCAAUAAUUAUGCCCAAAGCUUCAAUAUCCCUCGAUCAGCGCCAAGCGCUCCGGCACAAUCCUCUGGGUGAAGACUACUCUCCUUCUAGCCCACUGAAGCAAAAGAAAGAGAAGAAAAGAAAGCAACGGAGUGAUGUGGAUGAUGAGAGCUUUGUAGAUUCCAGGUCUUCCCGGAAGAUUCUACAGAUCGGACAAGAGCUCGUGGACGAAGAAUCGGCGGAGAGACAAACACAUACAAUUGAAGGCCCUAACCCCGCCUUCAAUCUCAACUCACGAGAUCCGGGCGCAGAGGGAGAAACAAACCCUUUGCAGUUCGACGAUGAUGAUGAUGAGGUAUGGGCAGAUGAAGAGGAAGAAGUUGUAAUACAAGACGAAAUAGAUCCCACCGACCUGGACGUGUUCAAUCGGUUCAACCCACAGAACGACGAUCCAUUGCUAGGAGGCGGACGAAGUGAGGGGCAAGAUGAGCAAGGCACAGAUCUGACAGCACUCAUAUUAGAGAAGAUUGCAGCUUUUGAGGCUGGGAACGACAGUCCUGCCCAGAAAAGAGAAAUCAUACCUCCGGACGCUGUUGAGAUUCCCGCGAAAGCUGUAGAAGCAUUCACUAAAGUAGGCAUGCUUCUAUCACGAUACAAGUCCGGCAAGCUCCCGAAGAUAUUCAAAGUCUUGCCUACGCUUGCAGACUGGCAGACCUAUGUCUCGAUAACGAGGCCUGAUGAAUGGACACCUAAUGCCAUGCUCGCCGCCACUAAGCUGUUCGUGAGCCAGAAGCCAGAAGUUGUUCAAGAAUUUCUCAACUGGAUUCUCCUUCCCCGCGUGCGUCAGGACAUCUAUGAAAACGCCAAGGCAAACGUACACCUCUACGAUGCUGUGAAGAGAUCGAUGUACAAACCUUCUGCAUUUUUCAAGGGGAUACUCUUCCCAAUGCUAACGAGCGCUCCUACUCAGAAAGAAGCACGAACAAUGGCUUCGAUUAUGUCGAGAGUGAAGAUUCCGGUCCUUCACUCGGCGGCUGCUUUGAAUCGAUUAUGCGACAUCGCCGCCGACCAGAUGGCCGUCGACCUCGACUCCGCCGGGCCUACAAACAUCUGUAUUAAAGCGCUACUCGAGAAGAAAUAUGCUCUUCCAUGGGCUGUUGUUGACGCACUGGUAUUCCACUUCCUUCGCUUCAAGGCUGCAGACCCAACCACUGGCGACGGAGUGGAAGAAAUGACUGGGGUGAGAGGACCUAACGGUCGGAAAGUCAUGCCUCAAGGAAAACUCCCCGUAAUAUGGCAUCAGUGUUUACUUGCGUUCUCCGAGCGAUUCAAGAAUGAUAUAACGGAAGAUCAGAGGGAGGCGCUGUUGGACCUGCUUCUGGCUAAAGGGCAUUCCGCUAUUGGUCCUGAAAUCAGACGAGAAUUGCUUGCUGGGAGGGGUAGAGGUGUUAUUGCUGAGCCACAAAUGGGCAAUGGAGGCGACGACACAAUGCUCAUUGACUAAUGCCUCUGUGUGGGGGAAAAGACGUACGGCGCCCUCUGGGGAAAUAUUCUAAGAUACCAUUACAAGCUGUCAAUAGGACUAGUUGCUACACGAAUGCUCCAGGGUUCCAAAGGUUCUUGAGUACCCACGGGCAAUUGCAUGAUGUCUACGUGUGGAGGAUCUGAUCUGACUUAUCAAGUGCA